UAUUUAUGUAUCAAGGGAGUUAUGAGGGUUUUAACCACAGAGGGCAACAGAUUUCAAUCCCGAGGGACGUAAGUCCCGAGGGAUUGUUGCGUUGCCCGAGGUGGUUAAAAUCCAAUAACUCACAAGAUAGAUAAUUAAUUUUAUUUCAUACUGCAUGAAAUAUAAAAACCAAAUUGUUUUGGUUUUCAGAACAAAACGAAUUAUCUUCAUUGAGAAUUAAGUAGGCAUGGUUGCCAUGGAAAUGUCACUGACAACAUUGUAGAUAUUUGUCAUAUCGUGUUUCUCAUCAUAUUCAAAUUUGUGAAAAUGAAUGCAAACUCAGAGAGAAUUGAGAUUUCAAGAAAUUUGUUGGAAAAGGCUGAAAAAGCUCGUUCCGUACUACUACCGACAAAGUCGGAACUUAAGUACAAAAAGGAAUAUGACAAAUUUCUGCAGUGGAUGGAAGUUAACCGUAUGGAUAGUAAAAACACGAGUGAAACUGUAAUGUUGGCGUAUUUUCAAGAGAUGUCUGAAUUGUAUAGUCCUAAUUCGCUGUGGACAAAGUGGUCAAUGCUAAAAUUGAUGAUGAGAAUACAUGAUGACAUAGAUGGAAGUAAAUUUCACGAAUUGGAAGCGUUUCUCAAACGCAAAAGUAAAGGCUAUGAGCCAAAAAAGUCUCAAGUGUUUAGUCGGGAAGAUAUUGUCAAAUAUGACAACAUUGAAGAGACAUGGUGGAUGGCGAAGUUCAACGGUGGCAGAAGGGUAUUUGGCCGACAGCAUGGAAUUGAAAAACAAAACUGCAAGGAUGUUAGCUGGCAUGUCAGAUGA
Harmonia axyridis is the source of this 807-nucleotide messenger RNA. RefSeq lists its product as uncharacterized. The record is from RefSeq and is a predicted model, not a curated record. Lineage: Eukaryota; Metazoa; Arthropoda; Insecta; Coleoptera; Coccinellidae. The transcript has 2 exons. Bases 307 to 807 code for a protein of 166 amino acids.